AUGACAGCUGGAACUACAGACGAUGAUUCUGUAUCAUUAUAUCUUAAAUAUGAAAAUGAAUUUAAUCGUAUUACUACAUCAGAUAUACAUAAUACUGGAGGAUCCGGAGGGAAUCCUGGACAAAAAUGUAUGGAUAUUGCAGAUGGAGAUUUUAUUGAUCCAUGCCAACAGAUUGGUAGAUACUUAAUUGAAAUAAAGCAAAAACACAAUUCUAAUAGCCCUGAACGUUGUAAAUACUUGAACUAUAAAAUAAAUGCAGAAGAUAGUUAUAAGAAACCUGAUUUGUUCGAGAUAUAUAAAAAAUUUUCGUCCAAAAUAGGAAAUGUAUGCAAAGACGAAAUAAAAACUAUUCCGCAGAAUUCUUUAGGAAAACUUAAAGAACUAUAUAGCUAUUAUGAAAAUUUCAGCAAAUUUGAUGGUAAGGACAAAGAUUCCGAUGGUCAUAUUUGUAAUGAUAUUAAUAAUCUUUAUAGCUUUUAUAAUAACAAUUACGAAGAAUGUCAAAAAAAUAGUGAUGACGCUUUUUGUGAGGAGUUAUCCAAUUUUAAGGAAGCAUAUGAACAUAAAAUGAAAAUGUUAACUCCAUGCGAUCGUUUACCAAAAACUUUAACCCCAAUAUUACUACAACCAUCAUCACCUGAAGAAACAGAUCAAGUAUUUAUUCCCAGUCUAACAACGGCUCUCAUAUUACUAAUAUCUUUCACUUUAUUUUUUUUAUAUAAGUUUACUCCAUUGAAAUCGUGGUUACAUACUCAUUUGCGAAAGAAAAAAAUAAUUGAAUUUAACAAUAUUACAAAAGAAAAAAGAGAAUCCUUACAAAACACACAAGAAUAUAUAAACAUAAGUUAUGACGAAAACCUUCAUAAUAUAGGCUACCAUCCUCAAAGAGAAACUUAA
Molecule: messenger RNA, 897 nt
Organism: Plasmodium malariae
Lineage: Eukaryota; Apicomplexa; Aconoidasida; Haemosporida; Plasmodiidae
Product: PIR protein
Exons: 3
Coding region: 1-897 (298 amino acids)
Source: RefSeq, a predicted model, not a curated record